AUGCUAAAAAAUAGUUACAUGGAGAAAAAAAAACAACAUUUUAUGAUUCUUUGCAGUGUAUCAUCAUCAGCAGCAGCAACAUUAAUGACUCAAGUAAUCAUCUGCUGCUUUUUAACAGUUUUAUUGAAAGAAUUGUUGUUGAGAUGCACAUUUUAUAUGAAGAAAGAAUCAUUAAAAUUAAUUGAUGAAACUGCUGAAUCAUAUGUUUGGAGAGUUCACGUGCUUAACUCUGGUGAUGACUUCCAUUUGAAGCUGCCCAUCCUGACCAUUGGUUAA
This is a messenger RNA of Clunio marinus, 276 nucleotides long. NCBI's taxonomy places the organism in Eukaryota, Metazoa, Arthropoda, Insecta, Diptera, Chironomidae. The record is from the annotation of a GenBank genome assembly.